AUGUCUACCCUUAAAGUGCAACAAAUCCUUGUUAUAAUUUUCGUAAUAUCGUUACAAAUUACGAAUUCGCAAUCUCCAAAACCUGACUUAAAUGUGGAUAUGGCUAUAGCUGAUCAAUUUUUUAACAUUUUACAAUUUAAUAUUUCUAUGGGGUGCCUAACAGACCUUUACACAAUUAGUACAUCUUUAAAACAUUAUUGGGUAUUAAAACUAAUCGAUUCCUCUGCUAAAAGUAUACCAGCUGGAUUACUUGAAGGCAAUGGUCUUGAACUAGGAGACUAUGAUGAAUGUUUAAGUAUUCAACAUAAAAAUAUUAAAGGCAAAUAUUGUUUAUAUAAAAUCACAAUAAAGCCAAUGAAUUUAAGUUUUGCAAAAGGUAUUUGUAUUCCGCAUAAAUGUUCAACUGAAGAUCUAAUCACUAUAUUGGAUAAUCUAUUUAUUAUGGUCAAUAUUAGUAAUUUAUGGACCAUCGAAAUGUCUCAUGACACAUGUUCAACGGCUGAUACAUUUAAUUUUAGUGAAAUUGAUCACUUAACUAUGUAA
Chrysoperla carnea is the source of this 543-nucleotide messenger RNA. RefSeq lists its product as uncharacterized. The transcript is spliced from 3 exons. The record is from RefSeq and is a predicted model, not a curated record. Lineage: Eukaryota; Metazoa; Arthropoda; Insecta; Neuroptera; Chrysopidae. The coding region runs from base 1 to 543 and encodes 180 amino acids.